ACACACGAGAGAGGGAGACACAGAGAACUCACGUAGAGCAGACGUAAGUCGGGGGAAGGUAGGCAGUCAGGUUCGCUCUGCCUUCCUGGCCCUCCUCGUCUCUCCAGCUCAGACAGGCCUGGGCCGGCCCAGCCGCAUGGCUGCGCACACACACACCUUACCUGUCGUGUACACGUACACACGCGUAUCUGGGCUUGCUCCUUUCCCCGCUCUCGCCCUCCCAUCCGUGAUGAGAUAUCCGCGCGCCCGCUGUCGCUGGUGUGUAGCGUAUGUAUGUGUGUGUGUGUGUGUGUGUGUGUGUGUGUGUGUGUGUGUGUGUGUGUGUGUGUGUGUGUGUGUGUGUGUGUGUGUGUGUGUGUGUGUGUGUGUGUGUGUGUGUGUGUGUGUGUGUGUGUGUGUGUGUGUGGACGAGGAGUGGUGGCGGUGGGACAACGCCUCCAUGCCUACGUAUACGCGUGCGCGCACGUAUAUGGUGAUGACAGACACCUCCUCUCCCGGCCAUCUCGCAGCCGCAGCCGCAGCAUUCCGCCUCGCGCAGUCGGACUUUGUUCUGCCUGCCUACCACCACUUCCGUAUGACGAACCCUUCCCCCCCCCGCCCCCCUACUUGACCCUUCGUGCUUAGAUUAGCAGCGAUGAUCUGUUUCAGUUGCGCGGCGGGGGAGGGGCCAUGCGGCAUUUUUUUCUUCCAUCUGUGUCUCGAUUUCUCUUGUCAAAUUUGGAUAAUAAUCUGUGGAGGACGAGAUCUGUGUGAUGGAGGAAGGGGGGGGGGGCUCUUAUUCAUCCGACGUGCAAUAUAACGGCACCUACGUGUGCGUGAUGAUAUGUCGCGCACGCGGCUGCAGUCUAGGCCUGCACACGCACACACUCUCACACACGCUAUCUAUAUA
This is a messenger RNA of Durotheca rogersii, 889 nucleotides long. RefSeq lists its product as uncharacterized. Lineage: Eukaryota; Fungi; Ascomycota; Sordariomycetes; Xylariales; Xylariaceae. The transcript has a single exon. Bases 137 to 610 code for a protein of 157 amino acids. The record is from RefSeq and is a predicted model, not a curated record.